This is a messenger RNA of Brassica rapa (field mustard), 618 nucleotides long. Its product is annotated as 50S ribosomal protein L35, chloroplastic. Gene Ontology annotation, cellular component: ribosome; large ribosomal subunit. Gene Ontology annotation, molecular function: structural constituent of ribosome. Gene Ontology annotation, biological process: translation. NCBI's taxonomy places the organism in Eukaryota, Viridiplantae, Streptophyta, Magnoliopsida, Brassicales, Brassicaceae. The record is from RefSeq and is a predicted model, not a curated record.
GCUUCACUCUCUUCUCUGGGCAAAAGGCAAUAAGCUUAUCUUCAUGGCAUCUCUCUCCAUGGCUUCCGUGAUCCUCAGAUUCUCUCCUCUACGCUCUUCUCCCCCAAAGAUUCCCACUCACGGGUCCGUUCAAUUCGCUCGACUCAGCUCCUCGAGCCUCGCCUCGACUCACAGCAUAUCUGGGCUUCGUGCGGUUCUUCCUCAGAAGAUAUCCACAGUCGUUUCUCAGAAUCCCCAAAGGCUUCGGUCUCUUACUGUCUUCGCUCAUAAGGGAUAUAAGAUGAAGACCCACAAGGCGUCAGCGAAACGGUUUAGAGUAACGGGGAGGGGGAAGAUAGUGAGGAGGAGAUCGGGAAAGCAGCAUUUGUUAGCUAAGAAGAACAACAAGAGGAAGCUGCGUCUUUCCAAAAUGCACGAAGUUAGCAGGAGCGACUAUGACAACGUCAUCGGAGCUCUUCCUUACCUGAAAGUCAACCGAAAGGCGACUUAAAACAAAGCCUUGGGAUGCUCCUUUUUCUUACCUGUAUUUCUCAUUUUGUAAUCUAAGUUGUGAUUAAAAAAAUACUUUUGUUUUGUGAUUAUUUGGUCAAUGAGUUUGGCAUUUGUGUCUUCUUACUC